AUGGCGCAGUCAGAGCCCGUCUCCUGCAGCCUGCACGGCUCCAGGUUCCUGGCAGGAGGGCUGGGGGGCUCCAUCACCCACCAGUGCUUCUACUCCACCACCCCGGCCAACAAACACCAGCGGAAAUAUUGGUGCAAAAUCGCCGCAAACGGGGUCUGCUACACCAUCAUCUCCUCCAGCAGCGCCCCCCAGGGCCAGUACACGGGCAGGGUGGCCCUGGGGGACGUCCCCCAGAAUGGCACCUUCAGGGUGACAAUGACAGGGCUGAGGAGCAGCGACUCGGGCACCUACAGGUGUGGCAUUGGCACCUCCAACCAAGGGCUCUACGUCAGCCUCAACCUGACGGUUCUCCCAGGUAGGAUUUGUUUUCCUGGCUCCUGGGAGGGGUUUGGGAUCAGGUGCCUCUCAGCUUUUUCUAUUAGCCAGAAAUAA
Prinia subflava (tawny-flanked prinia) is the source of this 432-nucleotide messenger RNA. RefSeq names its product high affinity immunoglobulin alpha and immunoglobulin mu Fc receptor-like. The coding region runs from base 1 to 432 and encodes 143 amino acids. The transcript has 2 exons. Gene Ontology annotation, cellular component: plasma membrane. Gene Ontology annotation, molecular function: transmembrane signaling receptor activity. The record is from RefSeq and is a predicted model, not a curated record. Lineage: Eukaryota; Metazoa; Chordata; Aves; Passeriformes; Cisticolidae.